AUGCAUGAAUUCCCCCCAAUGCGGCAACGUCACAACCAAGGGGAACCACAGAUCAUCGCAGGACCUCCGCAACAACAAAAUCAAACAUCAUCUAGUUCAGCACCCCCGGACCAGAAAACAUGUGCAGGAGGCUGGGUGACCGAGAUCCCAGUGCCGCUGAGCUCCGCGCCCGCCCCCUCGCUUGGUGCAGGUCCGACUCCGUCCCUCAACGCCUCAACGGCUUCCUCAACCCUUGUCAACAGCUCCGCCGAAGAGGAAGACUAUUACUCUCCUUACCCGGACUAUCCGGAUCUAUUGCUCAAUUCAUCACAAGAGGAACGAAAGCUGCUAGAAGACCCAUUACCAGACAACAGCUUGGCCGACACAGACCUCCAUGAUCACGACCGCAUAGACUCAGUGAUGUACAUUUAUUUCGGUGGCACCAGUAGGCAAGACUCUCCUCCUGGGAGGCAGGUCCGGCCCGCCCAGCACACUGUACUGAUCGUGGGUGCUGUAAUUGGUCUAAUAGGUCAGUUACUAACACUAGCUGGCGCUUUAAGAAAAGCGAGAUGUAAAGAUCCAUCACUUAUCAUCAUUAUAAACACAGAAUUAGCGCUCACACUAAGUAACGUAAUAUUCAUGCUUGGAGUACAGGCAACAAGUGACAGGUCCCAGUGUGAACUAGUAGCAAUGAUUCUCCACUACCUUCAUCUGGUUGCUUCCUGUUGGUUCUCGGCAAACUCCGUCUAUUUGUACCAGAAACUACGAGACCCGGGAAGUUCGACUCGACUCUUAGUUCACUUUUUCAUUGCCUGGUCUCUACCAGCUGGGGCAGUUUAUGUGUCAAGAUUGGUUGAGAGGCCGGGUUAUGAAUCUAGAGACUACUGCUGGAUGUCUGUUGAGAGAGGAAUGGUUUUCUCUUUCAUGGCGCCAUUAUCAUUAUUAAUGAUCAUGAACACUGGCCUCUCUGUGGCAGGACUUCAACUUGCUGGAAAGGCUGAUGAAGUAGACAGGAAAUCUCUAAGAGUUGCUGCAUCAUUGCUCCCCUUAUUUGCUGUUUCUUGGUUCCUUGGUGUUCUCGCGUUAGAGAAUUCCAGUUCUUUAAUCUUUCCUCUUCUUUUCUUAGCAAGCCAUGGCUUCCUGAAUUGGUUUAUUUUCAUCUGCUGGUUACCGGGGGAAGCUGGUUCUUGGAGAGAUUCAGAAGAGGAAGAGGAUGAUGAAGAAGAGGAGUUGAUUUACGAAGAAGUAAAAGUUGGUCUUGAUGAUCAACCACUUCUGUUUCCACGGGAUGAACUUCAAAUGGAUCCCAUUUGUACAAUUAGUUCCUGAGUAAACUUGAACACUUAGGAAGGGAAAACCAUAAAAAUAUAAAUAUACCUUCCACUAUUGGGAAACAGUGAAAUAUAAGUUUGUAAUUAACUAUUAAAAAGUAUGAUUUUUAUAUUCUAUCAAUAUGUGGUGAUAAGUGGUCCAAGAUAGAAAAUGGGAAUCCCUCUUAAUUAUAAAAACACUACUGAUAUUCUGACAUAAAUAACAAUGAGUGUUUUAGUUUCAUUUAUCAGCAAAUGUUUAUGCACAUAAGACGGGUAGAAUUUGAAAAAUGGUCAUAUACAAGACGUACUUUCUUUUCAAAUAUUUCUGAAUAUCUAAUAAAUUGAUUUGAUAAAGCUGAAACUUUUUUGUACAGUUAAAAAUGAAUAAAUUUGUACCUCUUUGAUAG
Nezara viridula (southern green stink bug) is the source of this 1699-nucleotide messenger RNA. Lineage: Eukaryota; Metazoa; Arthropoda; Insecta; Hemiptera; Pentatomidae. The record is from the annotation of a GenBank genome assembly.